Asterias rubens (European starfish) is the source of this 4375-nucleotide messenger RNA. Its product is annotated as rab GTPase-binding effector protein 1-like. The transcript has 22 exons. NCBI's taxonomy places the organism in Eukaryota, Metazoa, Echinodermata, Asteroidea, Forcipulatida, Asteriidae. Bases 106 to 3183 code for a protein of 1025 amino acids. Gene Ontology annotation, molecular function: metal ion binding; growth factor activity; GTPase activator activity. Gene Ontology annotation, biological process: endocytosis. The record is from RefSeq and is a predicted model, not a curated record. Gene Ontology annotation, cellular component: intracellular membrane-bounded organelle.
UUUUGUGAGUGCGAAGAUCGACGUUAGAGGCGAUAGGAAAUCCGUGUGCAAAUCAUGAAUUUCUUCCGAAUUUUAACGUAAUAAGUUACUUCCAGUAAAUGAAACAUGGAGAAUCAGGUCAACAGUGUUCAUCGUGCGGCUGGCUUAAAUAUAGAAGAUGAUGUCAAUGCACUCCGGCAACGUGUGGAAGAGUUGGAGACGAAUCUCCGUAGUGUUCUACAGGAGAGGAUGACCCAAGAGGCAGACUUUGCCCAGAAGAGGGCAAAGUUCAAGGAAAUAUUCCUGACGAGAGAAGAGGAGUUGAUCAAGGAGGCAGAGUUAAUGCGGAGUGAGCGGGAUACCAUGCAGAACGAGCUGGAUGAGCUGAAGACGGUAGCCGUGAUGGCUGAGACAACGUACAGGGAAGAGAUGGAUGAAUGCAGGAGAACGUGGAAGAAUGAGGUGGGCACCAUGCAGGCUAUCCUUAGAGAUGCAGUUGCCAUGACUACUGAGGAGACGGCACUCACCUACCAACAGGAACGGGAGAAGCUUCUUGCGGCCAAUGAGCAACUCAAUAAGGAACUUCAGAGCUUUCAGCAAAUCAUGGCCGAGAAAAGUCAGAUGUCUGGCACAGACAAGGACACAAGUCUGUUGUCUAGCAUGACAAGAUCACUACGCAGUCUGACAGGAUCAAACUCCCCAUCAGCAUCAAGGGAUGAAAAACAGCCACAGCCAACAACAGUAGAACAACAACCACCUCCACCCCAACAGCAACCUUCUCCCCAGCAGAAACACACACCUACCAAGGAGGAAGAGGACCUGGAGAAUAGCAUGCUCAAGGCACAGAAAGAUACCGAGAUCUUGCGCUCUGUUGUGGUUCCCUUGGAGAGGGAGAUUGAAUCCUUGAAGGAGAAGUUACAGGGGGCUAAGGUUGAGAGGAGAGCCCUGGAACACAGGCUAAAGAAACACGGUCUUGAGGAUCUGGGGAUCUCUACUGUAGAUAAAGCACAGAGUCCUGCCACACCCCCUGAAUCAGUGCUUAGCUCUACCAUGUCUUCUGCUGACUUAGAUGAAAAGGUUCGUGCGUUGAGUAGUGUGUUAGAGGCAGAGAAAACAUCACGUUCUGACAUGGAACUCUACGUUGCUGUUCUCAACAAACAGAAGUAUGUCAUGCAGGAAGACAACGAUACUAUGAGAGAAGAACUAAGAGAAGUCUGCAGACUCCUAGAGAAGGAGAAACAAGAGCACACUAACCUGAAGCACACUUGGCACAUGGCCAACAACCAGUUCCUGGAGUCGCAACGGCUGCAGAUGAUGGACAUGAGACGGAUGGAGUCGGUGCUGACUGAGGAGCAGCAACGGCAGAUCGUGGAGGCCCAGCGGAAGGACAGGGAGAGGGAAGAGGCUGAGCAGCGGGUACAGGCGAUCAAAGAGCAACAGGCUAAGCAUGAACGGGAGACUGAGAGACUACAGCAAUCGGCUCAGGUGGAGCAACCACUCAUAAGCUCCGAGCCCCAGGACAAACAUGGCCGAUCCUCCUCCCUCAUCGACCUCAAUUCCCCUACCACUCAGCUGGACUCCGAGUCUACCAGGCCUAGCCACCUGGGUACAAGGUUGCUCGUCAACUUGUCAGCGUCGGCGCAGAAUUUCACGACGCCCAACGUGGAUCCGGAGGAGCUACUUCAGUUUGAAACUCAAGGUGUCUACAAUCCUCCUGGUCAGUCGAGUUCUCCACUUCAUCGUAGUAUGAAUGAGAUAGCAGCCCAUAGCUUCUCAGAUAACACGAUGUAUGGCAUGGACGCAGAGACAGCCUCUUUGUCAUCCAACAUUAGUCUGACCGAGGCUCAGGAACGUGCAAUUUCUGGGGAAACGCCAGAGGGUGAGGAGAUGCGAUCAGUUCUUGCCAGCGCCAGAGCGCGCACCGAAAUGUUCCCAUCGCUAGCAGGGAAGAGGGUCGUCAGUGAAACGGAGUGGACGAAACUCCAAGAAGAGAUAAGGAUAGCAAGGGAGAAGCUUGGAAGGCCCUGUGACAUGUGUAGUAACUAUGAAGACCAGCUGCAGAGCGUCCAAUCACGCGAGGGCGAGUACAAGGAACUCACACAGAGCCUCAAAGUGGAAUUGGAUGCCGAAAGGGAAAGUGUCUCUAGAGAGAGGAGAUUACGGAUUGAGCUAGAGGAAAGUCUACAGAAUGCUGCAGAAGAUGCACAGAGCCAGAUCGGGAAUGCAACAGCAAUGAACCAGGAGUCUGAGAAGUUCCUGACAGAUCUUAGACAGCAGUACCUAAGAGAGCACAAUGAAAUGCAUGAUCGGCUGCAAAAGUUAAUGGAAUCCAGAGAACAGAUAUAUCAAGAGGUGAGCAGACUACAAGGAGAGAAUGAGAGCCUUAGUGCUAAGAGAACGCUACACAUGUCCAUUAUGAGCGGGGAAGAGUUUAAUCUUCCGUCAGGUCUAGAUGAGUUACAAACAUUAUGCAUCAAGUACCGUGAGGAUAUCAUCACAGUGCGCGUCAACGCUGAGCAUAUUGAGGAGAAGUUGAGGAAUGAGAACAGCUUCUUGAAGGAGCAGCUUGAGGCAGAGCAACACACCAAGAUGACGCUAGAGGAUACGUACCAAAUGGAGAUGGAUGAGUACAAGGAAGAACUCAGGCUCCUGCGAAGCCAGAAGGACACUUUUGAGAAGGAGCGCAAACUCUGUGAGGAUGCUCAGAGGAGCUUGCAAGAGUCGCAAGACGGCAAGAAGACCAUUGAGGCCAAGUCUAGAGAAGUCAUCUCAGCACUGCAGGCUCAGGUGGCAGAACUUCUACAACUCAAGAGCAAACUUGAGACGGAGGCUAGAGAGAGUCGAAAUAAACUGCAAUCCUUGCAAGUAGAACUGGAUAACAGUGAGGCAGUACAGAGGGACUUUGUUCGAUUGUCUCAAUCAUUACAAGUUCAGCUUGAGAAUAUCCGACAGAAAGACAAUGAAGUAAGGUGGGAACACGAAGAAGAUGUGGAACAAUGCAAAGGAUGUAAAUCACCAUUUGGUUCACAGAAGAAGAAAAAGCACCACUGCAUGCACUGUGGUAAAGUCUUCUGUCCAGAGUGUCUUAACCACAACGUGGAGAGCGGUCCACGCAAACGUCGGAUGCCAGUCUGCAAUAUCUGUCACACAUUACUAGUCAACGAGUCAGCGCCAUAUUUCAGCAAAGAGGCACCCGAGACGUAGCACACAGAGACACAGUUUGGGUAGGCUACAUGUAGAUCCUUAUUUGGCUGGUUCUAACUGGUUCAAACUGGCUCAAGCUGGUUCAAACUCGCUGUAUGUAUAUUAACUGUUGCAGUCUCAAGGUUAUUGCUCGUAUUUGGAAGAGAUGUGUAGUCAGACUGAGUUGUUACAUGUAUAUCCUGUGCAAUGUGGAGAAGAACUACAACAUAACAUGCAUCAGCCCUGUACGCUUCGCCUUUUAAAGGGCAAGGGCACCAAAGCAUUUUCUCCUUGGUGAAGGGCACCCUGUGUGGAAAUUGUUAAUUUCUACUGGGCACCAAGGCAAUGACCAGGGACCAGGGGACAUGGAGGCAAUCGCCUUUGUUGCCUCCAAGAAGUAUCAGCCCUGAUAGGUACACUACAAGUACACACUCACUGUGUUGCAGUCACUGUGUGUACAUUCCUGCUGUACACAGAAGGAAAAUCCUAUUCUUCAACACUGUACAUACAUGUGCAACACUGUGUAGACGUUCGUAAGUCCACAUAGUGUUUCAAGUCUCUACAUUUGAUAUGAGGACCUCUUUUGUUCUCAGGUCCACACUUUGCGCAGUGUAAAACACACUGCUACACUGAGUGCAUGCUCACAUUGUACGAUCACUUCAUAAACAAUGUGUGUGCAACAUAGAUACACUGCAUUCACACUGCAGAUACUCAUACAUGUUGUGUACAUUGCAGAUUAAUACAUGUACAUCACAGAUAAAUCUGCGUGUGAGCUGAACAUUUUCACUUUAUAUACACUACCUUAUGUCUUUACACAUUCUCAUCACCAUCUUCAGUGUAAAGGUUAAUUUUUUGAGUGUCCUUAUAAAGGCACUUGAAGUUAUUUAGUGCAUGUCGAAAUGUUGAAAUCAAGAAAAGUAUGAGCAAGGUGUGUUACAAUGUAUGUGUUUUUUUAUGCAUGUCAGACAUGUUCAGAUACAUUAACAUUGGUUGUUUAAUAGGUACAGAAUGUAUGAAUGUUGCAUUUAAUGUAGGUAAUUUUUUAAACCACGGCUAAGGCUUGGGCUCUGGCUCAAGGACCUUCCACCAGUUUAAAGACCCUUACCAAAAGUAUAGACUCUCUUGCAUAUAUACAGUUUAGAAAGAAACUAUAAAUAAUGGAUACAACCAUGUGUAAAGCUCAUCUUCAGGAGAAGACGAGCAGAGUAUACAU